Messenger RNA from Symbiodinium sp. CCMP2456, 279 nucleotides. Lineage: Eukaryota; Dinophyceae; Suessiales; Symbiodiniaceae. The record is from the annotation of a GenBank genome assembly.
AUGACGGCCCUUGGUCUUGACUUCGUGGUUCCGCGCCAUGCAGUGGGCAAGCCAUCUGCUUCGUCCCAUGCCACAGUGGAUGCACGAAUACAGAGUGCAAACUUUACAAGAGGCUCCACGGCCAUGUAUGGUGUUGCAGUCCUGGCUACUGCAGCAGCUGGACUCAUAGCCCGUGCCAAGCGCUCCAGAAUUGCCGCACGGGCGCAGCCGUCGCACGGCAGAAAGUUCGAGUACUCCAUGCAGAAGGAUUCACAUGCCGAUUACGAGUUCAUCAAUGAG